UCCCCGAUUCGCUAUAGUUUCCCGCGCCUUGUCAGACGCGUUUCGGUCAGAGCUCGCGCCGCUCGUGGCUGUCCGAGCACUUAUCGCGAUAUUCAGGUUAAAAAUACAUGCGGCUAUUUCAGUUCUAGUGUAUUGUGAGUGGAAUAUGAUUUUGUAUGGGCAUGACAGAACCAAGCAAAUUAUUUCGCGCUCAAAUGCCAAGCGGACUACUUUUUAUUUAUAGAAAAUAUAAAUAAAUAAGCAUUUAAAUUAAACUAGUUACGAUACUUAAUAUACACGAAAAUAAAUGGCAUUUGUACGAAGAAAAAUAGUAAAAUAAGUGAUUGUGCGAAAGGGAUAGAUUUAUACCGAGUGUGGCUGACAGAAAAGGAGAGAAGAUGUCGUUGGUUGCGCCGCGGAGGGUCCAGCUGGACUGGGCUCCUUCGAUCAUACCGUGGGAACAGGAGCCCACGUGCGAGAGGGAGGCGUCUUUCAAACAGCAGGCGCCGCACCGGUCUAACAGAUCAGAGUCGAGCUCGUCGUCUGCGGACACCGCGUCGCAGGGUUCCGGGUCGGCAGCCCCCGCGCACAGAGCGAGGCGACAUGAACCACAGAGGGAGGAACGUCGGCAGGAAGCGGCUAGCGCCCCGCGCAUACAACCCAACCCUUUAUUGAGGUCUCGCACCCUCCCGAACUUCGGGGGUCGUCAGUCGCGCGAGGCGUCUCGCUGCGACACCUCGCGCCGCGCUCACCACAUCACCAUGGCGUCCGAGGACCUGCUGCAGCCGGGACACGUCGUCAAGGAGAGGUGGAAGGUAGUGAAGAAGAUCGGCGGCGGCGGCUUCGGCGAGAUCUACGAGGGUCUGGACCUGGUGACGCAGGAGCAGGUGGCGCUCAAGGUGGAGUCCGCGCGGCAGCCCAAGCAGGUGCUCAAGAUGGAGGUCGCUGUGCUCAAGAAAUUGCAAGGCAAAGAGCACGUGUGUCGUUUCAUCGGGUGCGGACGCAACGCUCGCUUCAACUACGUGGUGAUGCAGCUGCAGGGCCGCAACCUCGCCGAGCUGCGUCGCGCCCAGCCGCGCGGCGCCUUCUCGCUCUCCACCACCCUCAGAUUGGGCCUGCAAAUACUCAAAGCGAUAGACUCUAUUCACUCCGUAGGCUUCCUACACAGAGAUAUUAAACCUAGUAACUUCAGCAUAGGCCGGCACCCGUCGAACUGCCGCAAGGUGUACAUGCUGGACUUCGGGCUGGCGCGGCAGUACACCACCAGCAACGGCCAGGUGCGGCCGCCCAGGGCUGCUGCCGGCUUCCGGGGAACCGUCCGCUACGCAUCGAUAAACGCUCACAAGAACAAGGAGAUGGGCCGACACGACGAUCUAUGGUCGCUCUUCUAUAUGCUCGUGGAGUUUGUCAAUGGUCAGCUGCCGUGGAGGAAGAUCAAGGAUAAGGAGCAGGUGGGGCUGAUGAAGGAGAAGUACGACCACCGGCUGCUGCUGAAGCACCUGCCGUCCGAGCUGCGGCAGUUCCUGGAGCACGUGCAGGCGCUGGAGUACGCCGACGCGCCCGACUACGCCAUGCUGGCAGCCCUGCUCGAGCGAUGCUGCAAGCGCCGCGGGAUACGGGAUACUGACCCCUACGACUGGGAGAAGGAUGCGGUGCCGCUGUCCCGCACGCGCGCGCACGCGGCGCCCGACGCGCCCGCGCCGCAGGACCUCGCGCCUGAUACUACCCGUCGGCGCGUGGAGACGGAGGCGACGACGGCCGUGGCGACGGACACGCAGACGCCGCACAAGGACAAGCUCGACAAGCGCCACGCCGCCUCGCCGCGCCACCAGCCGCACCAUCUCAACGGAUAUUCGAGCACGGACAAGGGCGUGGCAGAGAAGGAAGUGGAGGCGGCGCCCUCGCCCGACAGACACGCCAAGCUGCAACACCAAGAGACGAGCAACUCUGCGGUGACGGGCACGAGCACGCGGCCCGAGCGACAGAGCGUGCCGCCCUGCAAGCCCAGGCCGCCCGCACCCGGCGGCGGUCCGACGCUGGCGCGGCUGCGCGUGGUGACGGCGCCGCCCACCUGCGUGCAGGAGCUCGCCUCCGCCUCGCCCAACACGCCCGGUGAGGCGGUGAGUCCGCGGAUCAUAGCGGCCGAUGUCGACAGCGUUCACUCCGAUACACACUUCAAGAGAGGAGCUCGUCGCACGGGCCGCGGCCGCGCGGAUCAGAGCUACACGCAGUUCGCCGUCAUGGACGACGAGAACGUCUCCGCGCUGCAGCAGGUGACGAAGGGCGGCGCGCUGACGCUGGUGUCGCUGUGGAAGUCGCAGUUCGACGACUCCGAGGAGACCACCGACAACGAGUGGAAGCAGGAGCAGCUGCAGUCGCCGGAGCGAGCGGCGCGCGGCUCGGCGCUGUCGUCCAGCUCCCACGCGCCGCGCACCCACGCACCCACCACGCACUCCACCACCCACCAGCACACCGUGCAACACCAUCUGCUGCACCAGGCGGCGCAACAAACAGAGAAGACGUCGCCUCCACCCACAGCCGCCGCCCCCGCGCCGCCCACCGCGGCCGCCCCCAUCCCGCCCCCGCCGGUGGUGUCAGCCCCGGCGGCGUCGCCCCGGGUAGUCCGGCAGGUGUCGGAGCCGCCGCGCAAGAAGCUGCACUGCCUGUAUAUACCGGGCAUCGACGCGUACCCCAAGCUGCAGCCUAGCUUGCCACGGUGUUGGUCGCUGCCUGCUAUCGGCUGCCGAGUCCGUUCCCUGCGGGCGCCGCUGCUGCAGCAGGCGUCGUUCGACGGCAGCGGCGGCUGCGUGCGCUACCGCCUGGACGUGAUGCGCGGCGUGGCGGCGCGCCACGACCAAGAGCCGCCCAUGCCGCAGCGAGCGCUCAGUGCACCCAGUCUAUCGAGCUCGUCGAGCAGCGGCGCAGCCCCGCGGGCGCCGGCGCCGGGCGGCGAGGGCGCGACGGUGUCGAGCCGGCUGGAGAUCCGCGUGCGCGCGCCCGACGCCGCCUCGCCCGGACACUCCGUGAAGAUUCAAUCGGUAGUGAGCGGCGAGCCGCGCAACCACGACGAGGCGUCCGUCUACUACGACGCCACGGAACACCACCGGGACAAACGGUCGUCGACGCGCAGCGCGGAGAAGAGUCAGAGUCCAGCGGUGGAGAGGACACGGUUAGACGCUAUACCGGACAGGAGCAUUAUAGCAAUUAAUAAGAAGGAAGUGUCCAGUGCAGCCGGCGACGGCUCUCAGAGCUUGAGAGAUCGGUCGUCAGGCAGCGCGAGCACGUCGCGCAUCCCGGUGGCGUGCGGCGCGGAGCAGCGCCUCGCCAAGUGCGCCAGCUGGAGCGGCGACGGCGCCCUCGCGCCCGACGUCACCGACCUCACCCCUGCGUUGCGUCGGCGGCGCCAGAACGCGGACAAGUACGCGGUGGACCCGGCGCGGGAGCUCAACCUGAGGUUCGCCAGGCCACGACACCGGCAGCCGCCGCACCAUCACUCCAGCCGCAGCGGGUCCCGCGGGGUGCCGGCGCUGCUGCUGCCGUCGCCCCCCGCGUCGGGCGGGUCGUCGUCGUCCGGGUCCCCGCCGCCGGCGGGCCCCGCGCCGCCCGCGGGCCCCCCGGGCGCGGCGCCGGCGCACAACGCGGCGCGCGCGCGGCGCUUCCGCCCGCUGUCCAUCGCGCCCUAACACUGCCGCCACCCCGUACUACUUCCACUCUACAGAUACGACGUCACGCCGGGCCGCGCUCACUAGACUUGCUUGUCUCAGCAUGGCUUGCGGCUAGCUUCGGACGAGCAGAGCUACGUGAACUCCGACUGCACACUCUUAUUAUUGAAUGUGAUUGCAUUUGUUGUCCACUGUCACGCCUUAAGGAAUAGUCACCUGUAUAUUUGUGUUAGACAUUGACAAAUUUUACAAUUAUGUUUUAUUUUGUAAAUAUUGAGUUAAUUUUUUACAUGCGGUGCGUUAUUUAUUUUUUAUCCAAGCGCUGCAGUGUUGCGUGACGAGCCGGCAGUUUUACUCCAAUGACUAAUCUUACAGAACUAUAAGUACCGACAUUGCUACUCAACACUGCAGCGCACAAAAACAUUUAUUUGCUAUAAAAUGCUUAAUAUAGUGUUGUAUCUCUUAAUUAUUUAUUAGUUACGAUGAAAAGUCACGUUGACACUUAAAGUGGUUGCGUGACAUACAAAGUGACAUGAUGUCACGCUGGCGUUGUCAGAGAGACACUCACGUGGUUACACGGGAGACUCAGUGAGAUCUACACGUAUGUAUAAUGAUGCUUUUUUGUUGUAAAACUAAGCUGUUCAACGCUCUCUAUUACUGUAAUGUACAUUUAAGUGAAUCAUAGUGACGCGGGCGUCUCUCUGACGACGCGAUGUUAAUAUAUUGUACGAGUUAGAUAAACGUUUCAAUGAAUAUCGAAGUAAUCAAACAAGGGAAUUUAGCUGUACGCGCUCCUAGUGCCGAUAGCGAUUGGAAAUGUCGAUUCAGAUACCGUUAUAUCAAAAUAUCCAUAUACACUUCAAUAGGAGAAACAUUAUUGAAUUACAUGGAUUGCUGAUUACCUCAGAAUUAAUUACCCACAACCAACAAGUUUUCAUAACUAUUUAUCGAGUUUCCAAUCGACUACGAUACUAGAAACUGUAAUUGUUUUACGUGGAUUUCCAUAACCUAUCCAUCCGAUAUUUGAUUAGAUAUUGAAUGUUGGCAUUAGCUCCAUACAAAUGAUGCCGUAUUUCAAUAUGUAAUCGUAUAGUAGUGAUACGUUAUAGAAAUCGACGGUUAAACAACAUUUGUGAGAUUAUCUUAGUAUCUCAGUUGGCGGAUUGGUGAUUCUCAUUAUUAUAAUAAAUAAUAUUUCAAGCAUAAUACGAUUGCUUGGAAUGCAAAGUGCUAUAUUUAUUAUCAGUAACUUAGGACACGUCUUAAUGUUUCGCUAAUUAAUCACAAUAUGUGUUUCUAAUUAUAAUGUUUCACUUUGUUUUUGUGCUAUGAACGGCUAAAUAUCUGCCAGUAGCCAUCGUCUCACGAAUGUUAUAAUUAAAAACAUAUAUUUGUAAUUAUGUACAGAUCGUUCGGUGGGUUUAUGUCAAUUCUAUGCGUCGAUCGUCCAAAUCUACUCAGAAUAAGGAAUAAUGGAAUCAUAGUUUUCAAAUUAUUUAUUUUCGCUUCCUUCGAAGCAUCAUUUAUGAAAUAGAUUAAAUUAAAAUGGAUAUGAUUAGUAGUUUUAUAAAGCUAUGGUGUAGGACUGACAUAACCUCACUCUGUAUAAUUGUUACGAAUCAAUCGAGCAUGUUGUACAAAUUCGUUUCUACCGUCGAAUUGUGAAAUUCUAAUACUUUACCCGAUGGGUGCAAAAUAGUUCAAAAUUUGUUGAUAACUCUAUGUGUCGGCUGAACGGAAGAUAAUAUUUUAAUACUUGACUCAUAGCGUAAUUUUUAAACGAUUACUUAGAUAUGGUUAAGGUAUAAAUAAUGUUUAUGCUUUGGAACGUAUCGACUGUCUCGCAUUUUUGUUAUGUUUUCAAGUCGAUGUAUUUUAUGUCAAACUUUGUUAUCUCCAUGGCAACUGAUAUUAAUGAUGUAUAGUCUGAUGGCAUUCUCAUAGUUAUCGUUAUCAAGGCUAUACUUUGAAUCGAAUUAUUCUUCUGUCACUAACUUGUUUAUCAAUCUCCAAAAAUUUUAAACAAUUUCAGUUAAAAUCGUAUUUUUUAGAGUGAGGUAAUGGUCUACAAUGUUAAAAGCAACGUCUCUUUUUCGCACCAAUUGUUAUUUAGUAAUGGUAUAUCAAAAACCUUGAUAAGUAUAGAAGACCACUAGCAGAUGAAAACUAAUAUUCCAAUAGACACAGAAAAAUACUGAAUACCGAAAUGAAAUGAGCAGACACAAAUAUAUCGACAUUGAAAACGUUGACACGAGACAAACAAACUGUAAUAGAUAGAACACGACGAUUUUCUGUUCACUGUGCUUUUGUAAGCGAUAUCAAUUCCAGUCACACAUUACAUUAUUAAUAAACCAAGUUAUAUAAGUAAAAUCAAACUUAUUACUAGGAAAAUAAAACAUAGUUCUUUUAGUCUAUGUCUCACUUGCCAGCGGUUCUUAUAACUGUCGUUAUUUUGAAAAUUAUCUCUAUGACUAUUGAUUGGGGUUUCUUAGACAAAAUAUAUCCAAUUUUAUCUCUCCUUUAUUUACUCAAAAAAUGAUAUCGCUUUCAGAAUCAAUAGUUCAGAGAAGAAAUAAUAUUAGUUUUAAAACUCAACGGUGUAUGUAAUGUACCUACACUAAUUCCCGAUUCCUAUGUUCAGAGAACGAUCCGCUUUGCUUACGGACAGUCACUCUGUUUUCUAUAAAGCUUAUGUCUAACUACCGUUUGUAAGCAAAACAGAUCCUUUGUCAUAGGAACCGGAAAGAAAUUGAUAGAAACUAUCAAAUUGGGCGUUUGUUUAGUUAUUGAACUUGACACGACUUGUUAACGUGUUGCUGUAAUAUUGUAUACUCUGUGGCAACACUGAGAUUAAAAACUGUAGUUUUGGCAGCAUUUGCUUGUAAGUGAAUUUGGUUAUUUCAGUAAUAGACAAGUGAUGCGUCAUUUGACGAUAGCAUGCGUCCUACAUGACACAGCGAUUGUUAAACAAUUUCAUAAUGAGUUCUAUCUCUAUCGCACUGCAUACAAGAGAGAGAGCAACAUAUCUUAACGUAUAUUUACCUGUCAAUGUUGCCAGAGCAUACAGUAGUACAGUGAUACCAGUGUAUAUACAGACGUAUACACAAAUACAUAUAUAUUGAAGUAGACGCCAUCGCCAUUCAAUUCUAGUCUCGCCGCUUAGUGACGCUGCGUAUAAUGAUAUGAUUAAAUAUGAAUAGAUUAAGUAUUACGAUAUAUUGAGUAUAACAAACUGUGCUUCGCCCUGGAGGCUGGAGGGUGACGGCUGUCGCCUCUGCGGCUCGUAUGCACGGUGACUGGGCACUAGUGACCAGUCUCAGUAACUCACAGCUGUCUCAAACUUUGAACUUGGCCCGAACUUUUACAUAGCUAUUAUGAUGAAGUUUCCUUAGUAAUGUUCGUUGUAUUCACGAGUAGAAUUGUUUAUAAUCACUAAUGACCAGUCACCGUGUAUAUAAAUAUAUAUUAUAUAUAUAACAUGUAUGUUCUAAGGCCCGACGCCACUCGCACGCCUCAUGAGAUGUUCAUUUGCCGUUUAUUUUAUAUCUACCGAAUGCACAAUGAACUUUAAUAAAAGGUAAUUGUCCUUG
This is a messenger RNA of Helicoverpa armigera (cotton bollworm), 7231 nucleotides long. RefSeq names its product tau-tubulin kinase homolog Asator (gene Asator). Gene Ontology annotation, molecular function: ATP binding; protein serine/threonine kinase activity. Gene Ontology annotation, cellular component: cytoplasm; nucleus. The transcript is spliced from 30 exons. The record is from RefSeq and is a predicted model, not a curated record. Lineage: Eukaryota; Metazoa; Arthropoda; Insecta; Lepidoptera; Noctuidae. Gene Ontology annotation, biological process: peptidyl-serine phosphorylation; signal transduction. The coding region runs from base 378 to 3662 and encodes 1094 amino acids.